AUGCCUGGUACAUGCCUGGUACAUUUCUGGUACAUGCCUGGUACAUGUCUGGUACAUGCCUGGUACAUGUCUGGUACAUGCCUGGUACAUGCCUGGUACAUGUCUGGUACAUGUCUGGUACAUGCCUGGUACAUGCCUGGUACAUGCCUGGUACAUGUCUGGUACAUGCCUGGUACAUGUCUGGUACAUGCCUGGUACAUGUCUGGUACAUGCCUGGUACAUGCCUGGUACAUGUCUGGUACAUGUCUGGUACAUGCCUGGUACAUGCCUGGUACAUGCCUGGUACAUGCCUGGUACAUGUCUGGUACAUGUCUGGUACAUGCCUGGUACACGCCUGGUACAUGCCUGGUACAUGCCUGGUAG
Molecule: messenger RNA, 363 nt
Organism: Candidula unifasciata
Lineage: Eukaryota; Metazoa; Mollusca; Gastropoda; Stylommatophora; Geomitridae
Source: the annotation of a GenBank genome assembly